AUGGGACUGUUUUCAAAACUAAAGAAAGCGUUUAAAGGGGCGCGUGCACACGAACCCGACCCCUGUGUGCUGCUCAAAUACUCCCCGGAGAGAAGAGGCAGGAGACCAAAGUUCUGGGGAUGUCGCCUUCUUCACUUUUUCCGCCGAAAAGCUGGGAAAUACAACCUGGCCAAGGCUGAGGAAGUCUGCCAGAAGGAGGCGGCAUUGUAUCGGAGACUUAAUGAUGGUCAGACUUCUCUACAACAGGGAUGUGUUGUUGUCGAGAUCCAUGAUCAUCAAGACCCUCCAGUCUCUGAAGUCCUCCCUGCUAUAGAGAAACUGCUGGAGCCGGACGUCCCCCAACAACUGGAUGUCAACAUUCCAGCUAGUUUGAAUGAAGAGGACAAAGUGGAAGAGCUGGCCAAGGAUCAGAUUUGUCUGCAGGAUAAUUGCACUGAAGACAAUGAAGUGGAGGAGCAAGACGACAAUCACGUAUUCUGGCAAUACGAAUUUGGGCCCCAGCUGGGUAAAGGAGGCGGUGGCUGUGUGUAUGCAGCGACUCGCUGCACGGAUGGCCUUAAGCCUGGCCAUCCCAGUCGCCUCCCCUUGGAGAUUGGCCUUACACUCUUGGCCAAUGAGGACCCCAGCGUUCCAUACAUAAUCAAACUCCUGGAUUGGCAGGACAACCCGGACUACUAUGUCAUGGUCUUGGAGCGACCCAUGCCUAGCAUGAGCCUGUUUAGUUUCGUGAAGGUCCGUCAAAGGCUCAGAGAGGGGCAAGCACAACAUUUUAUGUGGCAGGUCCUUCAGGCCGCUAACAUUUGCUGCGAGCGCGGGGUCUUCCAUAGAGACAUAAAACUGGAAAACCUCCUGGUGAACCCAGACACAUUGGAGGUUAAGUUGAUCGACUUUGGAUGCGGCGAGCUCAUGAAGGACACUGACUAUGUGACCUUCAGUGCUGUAGAAAUGCAUUAA
This is a messenger RNA of Puntigrus tetrazona (Sumatra barb), 954 nucleotides long. Its product is annotated as casein kinase II subunit alpha-1-like. Gene Ontology annotation, cellular component: cytoplasm. The transcript has 7 exons. NCBI's taxonomy places the organism in Eukaryota, Metazoa, Chordata, Actinopteri, Cypriniformes, Cyprinidae. Gene Ontology annotation, biological process: negative regulation of apoptotic process; regulation of mitotic cell cycle; protein autophosphorylation. Gene Ontology annotation, molecular function: protein serine/threonine kinase activity; ATP binding. Bases 1 to 954 code for a protein of 317 amino acids. The record is from RefSeq and is a predicted model, not a curated record.